Messenger RNA from Dermacentor andersoni, 16147 nucleotides. RefSeq lists its product as uncharacterized. The record is from RefSeq and is a predicted model, not a curated record. Gene Ontology annotation, cellular component: cytoskeleton of presynaptic active zone. Gene Ontology annotation, molecular function: structural constituent of presynaptic active zone. NCBI's taxonomy places the organism in Eukaryota, Metazoa, Arthropoda, Arachnida, Ixodida, Ixodidae. Gene Ontology annotation, biological process: neuromuscular synaptic transmission; regulation of synaptic plasticity; maintenance of presynaptic active zone structure.
UGCUGCUCGGUGAAGCCUCGGCGGGGCGGUGCGUUUUGCUGCCGCGACAGACGACCGCUCGCGGGAGCCGCAUUUUCUCAUCCCGGCGUUCAUCCCGCCCCAAGGGAGGGCGGCCAUCACCGCCGGAAGGAAGAAAGUCCGAGGUGCGUGCAGUGCGCGAACGACGCUUGGUGCCCAAGCCCGCAGCUCGGGGGUGCCCGCCCCGCGACCCAUAGUGGAUACACGGAGACCCGAGUGCCAGCCCGGCGGAGUGCGGAAGAGCAGCGCGGCCAUCGGCCGGAUCGAAGCGCCGCGUGCGUGAGUGGCGCGAUGCCGGUGGCGGCGGCUGCUGCGGCGGCGGCGGCCUCGGUCUCUUCGGCGGCCGCGACGACGAGCUGAGUGAGGCGCGGAUGCGGACCGUGCAUUUCCGAGCCGGAGGGGGCCUUCCCGAGGCCGGCAGCUAGCUGAGCGAGGCGUCGCAGCAGAAGCAGCAGGAGAAGAGCAAGCGAUCGCAGCGUAGACCAUGUCCUCCCGCGACAUGUACGGCGGCUCGCAGAGGUCGCCCCGGGCGGCCCAGAGCUCGCGCGACGUGAUGCUGGGGCCGCCUAAGACGUCCUACGCGUCCAUCUCGCAGCCGCCGUCUGCCAGGGGAAGUCCCAUCGCGCGCAACCUCUCGUCGCCGUCGCAGGGCCGCCGCAUGCGGCCCACCGGACCGUACGGCGUGAGCCGCUCGAGCAACAACAGCCCGCUGACCAUGUCCACGCACGACUACUACGGCGACGAGCCGGACCUGCGGGUGUCGCACCGGAGCCGGUCGGCCACGCGCACCGCGCCGCCGCCCAUGCGCUCCUCGUACCCGGGCGUCGGCGUCGUCGACCAGGACUUCAUGCCCAUCCGAGACCGGUCCCUGGAGCGCGGCGCCGUGGACCUGGGCCGCCGCGGAGGCGGAGGGUACCGCGAAGACAUGUACCGCGAAACCACCAUCGACGGCGACCCGUACCGGGACUACGGCAGCAGUGGCCGCGGAGGCGGCGGCGGUGGGAGCUUCGUGGCCGAGCUGCAGAGCCGGCUUAACGAGCUCCAGAGUCAAUACGGGAGCGUCAAGCGGGAACUGGACGCGACCACGCAGAAGCUCGGCUCCAGCAUGCACAGCAUCAAGACCUUCUGGAGCCCCGAGCUCAAGAAGGAGCGCGCCUUGCGCAAGGAGGAGGCCGCCAAGUACGCCCUCAUCAACGACCAGUUGAAGAUACUGCGAUCGGAGAACCAGAAGCAGGCAUCGCUCAUCCGCCAGCUGGAGGAGGAGCUGCGGAUGGCGCACAUGCGCAAUCCCGACGCCGAGCUACGUCAGCACCUGGACGCCCUCUACGCCGAGAAGGAGCACAUGGCCAAGGAGAUAUUCCUGCUCAGGGAGACCAUCAAGGAACUGGAGCUGCGGAUAGAGACGCAGAAGCAGACGCUCGCAUCCCGAGACGAGAGCAUCAAGAAGCUGAUGGAGAUGCUGCAGAGCAAGGGCGUCGGGGGCCAGAUGCUGGAUGAACAGCGUAUGGAGAUGGAGCGACUCAAGAGCCGCCUCAUCGAAUCCGAAGCCCGUGCGCGCCACCUGGAGACCAUGUUGGACACCAGAGACCGAGACAUUGGCAAGCUGGACGAGCUCCGGAUCGAGCUGAACAAGCGCGACCAGGAGCUCCUGGCCAUGGGCGCCAAGAUGAAGACGCUGGAGGAGCAACACCACGACUACCAGCGCCACAUCGCCGUGCUCAAGGAGUCCCUGUGCGCCAAGGAGGAGCACUACAACAUGCUGCAGGCUGACGUGGAAGAACUGCGGCAGCGGCUGGAGGAGAAAAACAAACUAAUAGAGAAGAAGACUCAGCAGGCGCUCACGGCGACGCAAGAACGCAACCAGCUGAGCCAAGAACUGCAGGAGCUGAGAGAUCACAUGGACAUCAAGGACCGAAAAAUCAACGUACUUCAGAGAAAGAUCGAGAACCUGGAGGACCUGCUGAAGGAGAAGGACAACCAGGUGGACAUGGCGCGUGCGCGGCUGUCGGCGAUCCAGGCGCACCACUCGACCUCGGAGGGCGCCCUGUCCAGCCUGGAGGAGGCCAUCGGCGACAAGGACAAGCAGAUCGUGCAGCUGCGCGAGCAGCGCGACCGCGCCGAGCAGGAGCGCAAUGAGGAGCGGGACCUGCACGAGCGCCAGCUGGCCGAGUACCGCAUGAAGAUGCACGCGCUGGAGAGCGAGAUGGACAAGCUGCAGAGCCGCCUGGAGAAGGCCAACGCCGAGAAGGAGCGCCUGGAGGCGCGUCUCGAAAACUCCCAGUCCGAGUUGGGACAGGCGCGUGCCGAGCUGGACAAGAUCCAGGCCGAGGUGAGCCGCUCGUCCGCCGACUGGGAGCGAAUGCGCGGCGAGCACGCGCGACUGUCGCUCGAGAACGACCGCUUCCGCGAGCACGUGGGCCGCCUCGAACAGCCCACGGUGACGUCGUCGGCGUACCGGAGCGCCACAAGCAUACUGCCGCUGCAGCAGCAGCAGCACGCGUCCGACGAGCGCACCCAAGAGAAACUCGACCGCGUGCAGGCCGAGCUGCGCCGGGCGCAAGCUGAACUGAGGAUGACGCAGGCGGAGCAGGAGCGGGCGCGCGGCGAGCAGGAGCAGCUGCAGGAGAAGCUGGAGCGCUCCCAGGGAGAAGUGUACCGGCUCAAGGCCAAGCUGGAGAACGCGCAGGCCGAGAGGGAGGCCCUCCAGGAGGAGUACGACCGCGUGCAGGGCAUCGUGGCCCGAGGCCAGUCCGACAGGGACGCCGCGCUGGCCGAGGCGGAGACGCUGAGGGCGGAGCUGGAGCGCGUCCAAGGGGGUCUCACGAAGGCUCAGGUGUCGCAGGAGAAGACGCAGGCGAUGCUCGACCGGGCGCAGCUGGAAGCCGACAGGCUGCAGGAGAAGCUGGACAAGGCACUGACCGAGACGAGGAGGCUGGCUGCCGACCGCGAGCGCUGCCAGGACGAGGUGCAGGGCUUGCAAGGGCAGCUGGCCCAGGCUCAGCUGCACGCUCAGCGGGCGCACAAGGAGAAGGACGCGCUGCAGUCCGAACUGGAGCAGACGAGGGAGAAGGCCGACAGGGCGCUGGCCUUGCAGCAGAGGCUGCACAAGGAACGCGACGGCGCCCAGGCCGAAGCGGACGCGUUGAGGGACCGUCUGGAAAUACUCCAGAGCCAACUAGCCAAGGCGCACAAGGAGCGGGAGAACGUCCAAGCAGAGUUUGAGGUGAUGCGUGACAGGCACGACAAGAUUGCGCUCCAGGCGGAGCGAGGACGAGCCGAGGCCGACGCAGCACAGGCCGAGUUGCGGGCAGCGCGCGACCGCGCCGACAAACUCCAGCUGCAGCUGCAAAAGGCCCAGGAAGAAAGGGAACUGUGCAGGCUGGAACAGGACAAGCUCCGCGAGAAGCUUGACAGGGCACAGGCGGAAAGCUUCAAAGCCCAGACCCGCCUUGACCAGGGUCAGGCGGAGGCAGACCGCUUGGCCCUGGAGUUAGACAAGUCCCAGGUCCUGCUGGCUAAAACCAAGGAAGAUCACAAGCGCUCUCAGGAAGAGUUCGAAGGCUUGCAGGACCUGUAUGUGAGAACAAAUGCCCAGCUGGCCAAGACCAAAGAGGCCGAAGAGAAGACACGACAGGACCUCGAUCGCUGUCAAGUCGAGCUGGAAGUUGCCCGCGAUCGUUUGGAUAAGGCACAGCUGGAGGCGCGCCGUCUUCAAGCCGAGCGCGAUCGGCUGCAAGCCGAGGUAGACCGCAUGUCUCUAGAUAUGGACCGCAUCCAAACGCAAGUGGGGAAGACCCAAACGCAUCACGAGAAGUCCCAGGAAGAACUGGCGAGAAUGCAAGUGGAAUUGGAAAAGCUGUACGAGAAACUGGAUAGGGCACAGACGGAGCUGCGCAAGACACAGAACGAAAAAGAUCGCCUUCAAUCUGAGAAAGAGAGCCAGCAGGCAGAACUGGAACGCUACCAGGCGCAAAUGGCCAAAUACCACAGCACCCAAGACAAGUCUCAAGCAGACUUCGAACGGCUGCGUAUCGAUGUUGAGAAGAUGCGGGACAAGUACGAAAAGACGCUCGCAGAGCUGAACAAGACAAGCGAGGAGAACGCGAAGCUCAAAGCCGAGCUGGACCGAACACGGUCAGAGAAGGGUGUCACCCAGGAAGAACGCCAGGCGCACGCUAAUGAAAUUGAACGGCUUUACAUCGAAGUUGAAAAAGCCAAGGACAAAUACGAAGGCGCCAAGAUCGAAGUCAAGAAACUUCAAGACGCGCGCUCCCAGCACCAAGCCGAAAAUGAGCGGUUGCGCAGAGCCCUGGAAACUACGCAGGCCGAGCUGAAAAAAGCCACUGCGGCAUCAGACGAUCGGCAACGCCAGGAGAUGGAGAAGUUAACAGCUGAAUGUCAGAGGCUCCGUGAGAGAGCCGACCGUGCUAUCCAGGAGAGGGACUCGCUUCUCGCAGAACUGAACAAGGCUCAGGCGACACUGGAUUCGCUGCACGAGGCCAGCGAAGGGGACCGGCAGAAGAGCACCUCGGAGGUGGAGCGCCUCAGGCACCUUCUGGGUCGCUCCGAGGAAGACCUCCAGAAGACGGUCGGCGAGAACAGCAGGCUACAAAUGGAAGUGGAGCGGUUGAAACAGGACGUCGAGGACGCCGAGAGGUACAUCGCGAGUGUGCAGGAGAGCACGCAGAAAGACCGCAGCCAACAGGAAAGCCUUCGAGCGGAGACGAAACGGCUCCACGAGACCCUCGAGAUGGUCCAGGAGGAGCUGCGCAAGACUUCCCAGGAACGCAACAGGCUCCAGAUCGAAGUGCAGGAGCUGGUUUCGGAACUGGAGCGACGUAGCGGCACGGACACCGCUGCGCGUGCUCAGGAGGACGCGAGGAUACGGGGUGAGAUCGAAAAGCAGCAGCAAGAACUGCAACAGCUGCACAAGGAACUGAAGAAGAGCACCCAGCAGAUGCAGAAGCUCGAGACAGAGAACAAGGAGCUCAGGGCAAAGCUGGAAAGAGCUUUGGACGCAGCCGCUCACGCGCAGAAGCAGUCGGAAGAGACGCACGCCGAGACUACCAAACUGAGAGAGGCAAACCGAAUGCUGAAGCAGCAGCAACAGCAACUCCAGCAGCAGGCCGCCGGUGCAAUGAAGGAAGGCGAGCGCGAAAAGCUGCAGAGAGAAUUGGACAGGAUGCAAGUGGAAAUGGAAUGUCAGAGGGAAGAAGCAACGAAGCUGAGGAAGCAGCUGGAACAGUCAAGGGCGGAAAUCAAGAAUUUCUCGGUGGAGCGAGAUCGCUUCCAAGAGCAGCUGGAGAAACUGGUUCAAGAGAUCGAACGGAGGGAGACCGAGAUCCAGAACCUUCGCGCGAAAGGCGCCCAGCCUCAGGCGAACCCCAAAAUGGAAGCCGAGCUCGAGGCCCUCAGGAAGAGGCUCGACGACCGACAGAAGCAGCUGGACGAGUUCGAAAAGAGGCUCAAGAAGAAGAAAGAGAAGCUGGAGCAGGCAGAGGCUGCCCUGCAAAAGGCGGGCAGCACGGAGACGGAACAGGAGCUGGUCCGGCAGCUGGCCGAGCUGAAGAUGCGCUGCGCCGAACUGGAGACGAGGCAGCCACCGCCGCCUCCGACGGGAGGAGCCAACGAGGCCGAGCUGGAGCGGCUGCUCCAGAUCAUGUCUUCCCUCGAGGAAGAGAAGGUCAAUCUCAACGCACAGAUCAAGCAGCUGCAAGAGGCGCUAAAGGACCGAGACAGCAAACUGAACGCGCUCAAGAGGAGCCAGCAGACAGACAAGACGCGAAGCGCCCAGAUGAUGGACGAAGCUCGCCGGAGAGAAGGAGACCUCGGUCGAGAAGCUUCCAAAGCUCAAGAGGAAGUCGCACGGCAGCGAGAGCGCAUUGAGGCCCUGGAAGAGGCCCUCCGGGAGAGCGUCGAGAUCACCGCCGAGAGCGAGGCCGAGGUGGUGCGCCAAGAAGCCCUGCUGCGGGAGGCCCAGGACACGGUAACGGACUUGGAAGCCCAACUUCGUCGUGCGAAGAGCAGCAGCGAGUGCGUCCGCUGCGGCAGCUGCCCCGACCUCAGGUUCCAGAUGAAGGACGUUGGCUGGAAGGCCAUGUGGGCGGAACGGAAGCGCCACCUGGACGAGCUCUACGACAUGAAGUUGGAGGCGCUGUCGUCGGCCAUCAGCGAAAAAGACGCGCACCUGGCCCUGCUGGAAGAACUGCCAGUCCAGGACGAGAACACCAAGCGUCAGGCGGAGAACCUGCGCGCCGAAAAGCAACGCCUCGUUCGGAGGAUCAAAGUGGAGAACGAGAGCCGUGUCAAGAUGAUCGCUGAAGCUGACGACGCCUUGCAACGAGUCAACGGCACUGGAGACCACGACACGGUGAAUGAGCAGGAUGACAAGGCGGACACGUCGUGAUCUCCCCGGACUUCCCUCUGCCACGCUGCUGCUGCCUUCGAUUCGGAUAGCCCGACACGGCUGAAAGCUAGCGGCCACGGAAACCAACGUCCUGUUCGCUGCGUAGCCCUCCAUAUGUCGCCUUCGUCGAUUCCAUGUGACCACAGCCUUCUUUUCGUUAUCGCUUCUGCUGUUAUCUGUGCGGCGCGAUAAUACUCAAUUUCUUUCCCUUUUUUUCUUUCUUUCUUUUUUUUUUUUGCUGGUACUUGUCGCUACAGCGGGAAAAUCGUGAAGAACGUAAUAUAUAUUUUUUUAUUCCGUUCGUUUUUCUCACCGUGCCAAAAAAACUGGACCGGACGUCCUGUGGCGAGCUCAAACUCGCGCAUCGUGAAGGCAAGCGAUUCUUAAUUCUUAAUCUUGCGUUUUUUUUUUUUUUUUUGUACAAAGAGUCAACCUCUUGACUAAUUCCAUAUGUGAAUUUUUUGUGACAGUGAAGGAAAGACCCAUAUUCAUUUUUUCUCCCAUAAUAUAAAACCACAGCGCUGUAUAUCUUACUGAGAAACAAAAUACCAAGAAUUUUUACUUUUCUUAUUACUGUAACUCCGCGACCAGUUUUUCUGAAGUCAACGGGAAGCGAUACCCAAACGAUAGUUAUACGUCUUUUUAAUUAUUGUUGCAUCCUAUGUUGUUUAUAUAACUUUUGUUUGUUUAACGCAAGCUGAUGUAUUAUUGUUUUCUUGUAUAUGACAAGCAAGUUGCCGCUUUUAUUGACUGUACAUAUUGCGUGUUUUUACGAGACGUGUGCUUUCGUCUGCGCGUCUUCAUCAUAUACAUAUUGGUACGUGUUGUGCGCAUUUCAAACACCCUUUGGUAUCAUCCCUUUUAGCUUGUGCUGCAUGUUUAUAGGCGAGAAAGCAAUCUUUCUUCUUUUUUUUUUUUUUUCACCCCCCAACGAAGCGUUGCGUGGCCAUGUUCUGGAAACGGCAGAUGUUCUCCAGGAGUGGGACAAGUGGGCAGCCAGAUUACGUCACACAUGCAAAGCGGAGGACUGACCAUAUUAAUCGGAAACCUCACAUUGCAAAGCACUUUACUCGCAGAUACGCUGUGUUCGGAGUUGCCCGGAGUCUUAGCUACGACUCGUUGGCUUUCGCGUUUGGUCGUGGCUGUUAGCGGGCGGACAGCGAAGCAACGCAAAUUGUACACGUAAUAUUGAUUAUUGAGCCGAUUUCACCUUUGCGCUAUGAUAACGAAGACACCGGCCAACGACAGAAAAAUGUUGGAAACGUAAUCCCUUGCGGCAACCGAGUUAAAGGACGUUGAUGCAUAAAAUAAGUCCAGCUUUUAUGAGAUAUAUGGAUGCUCUGCGAGUCUGUAGAAAGAAAAGUGAAUAAUCGUUCAUACGUAAAACACAUGCGUUACUACGCGCAAUAUUUUAUUCAUCACGAUGAAGUAACAAUGCGAAGACUGCACACAUCUUAAUGACACGGGACACAAUUUCCUGCGUUGCUUAAAGUCCCGGGGUGAUGUAUCUUCUGCCAGGCCAUUGAGCUGUGUCCCGUCUUCGCGCUUUUGUUUCACGAUGAUUAAGGCACCAACAAGCUGACAUUUGCACCGUGCUGUAUUUUACCCAUGUUGUGCUGGUAGCGACCGAACGCAUAAGCUUUCCGCGGAUCAGAAGUUAGACGCAGCGUUGUUCAUUCGUUCUAGCUGAAACAAUCGUAGGAGCUGGCCUUCGAAUAGUGAUUCAGCAGAUUUCAGUCAAGAAGGAGGAAUAACUAAGGGCACAUAUCACUAGAUCGAAACAAGGUUGUACUGUUAUCACAUGUAGCUGUGCAGACAUAGUACUCUGGCGAAAGGCGACCUAUGAGCUUAAAUGUUUAUAGCACGGAAGAACACUUAACUGACACCAAGCUGAACGUUGUUUGUGACGUAAGAAGCACAGUAUGGCUCUCCUUUGAGCUAUGAAAAAUGGAUGUCUGUGUGCUCAUGAAUAUGAACAGAAGCACAAGGCUGUGUUACGUUACACUUACGUUUGUCAGCAGUAUAAUAAUUAGUUAAUUAAUUAUUAUUUGACAAGUAGGACGUGGAAGGAGGAGUGUGUUGCGAGGCCAUCAAUUUUUUAUUAUUUGAGAGAUCGUUCAAGAUUUUCACGAACGCAGUAAACUUCGUCGGCGCUCUAAUAGCAGCCAGCGGCUGAUUUCCUAACGUUUAGUAAUACAUGCCUGGAGAAUACUCUAAGUGACCAUGAUCAGGUCGCAAUUCUUGGUAUGGUCUGUGACAGUUCUGCUCAGUAAAAAGUUGAAUUUUCUGUUCUUCGACCAAGUUAAGCCUAAAGUGCUGAUCUUGGCUUGCCUAAUGAAGAAUUGGGCAUUGUUUAUAAUCACCAAUCAGGGAGUUCAACAACAAUGAUUCGCGCACUUACCCUUAUUGCAUUAGUUUAACCCCAGGAUCAAUGGAAUUCAUUACUGCAUGCACUGGUCAAAUCGCCGAGAAUUGAGCUACCGGUACUAUUUCGUUCUUCCUUCCAUCAUUAAGAGAAGACACUAUGAGAAGAUGUCAGGUACAGCUGUAUAUGCGAGCCUUCAGGAAGCGGCACUGGUCUUAUAUGCGCUCCAUAAUGACGAAUCUGCUUUAGCAAGUUUCACUGCAAUACACAUCUGUAUUGCGAUGAUAUUAUUGAGCAUACAAAAAUCGUACAGGUAGAUGAAGGCCUCAGGAGAGCAACUCAGAUUACGAUAAAGCCGGUGGCGAAGAAUCUUAAACCUACGGACCCAUCCGAGUACCAGAUUUAGUGUUACCGUUGCAACGCCUUGAAUGUCCUGGAGGCACCGUCGAACUAUACUAAACAAUGACAUGUUGUUUACACCUAGAUGUUGAGCAAAAUCUCACUUCCAUUCAACGCAACACAUUUUGUAUGCUUCACCACGUUACACAGUUGUAUUACGGUGAAGCGACUGUGAAACGCAUAUAAGACCUUGCUCAGGAAGCUACCAUUUGGAGAAGUGCUGGAGCUCCGACGUUGUACGAUGCAGGUUCAGGGAUCGAUGCGAUAUAAGGCUUAGACACCGCAACGAAAGCGUAGGUCCGCUCUCAAUCAAGGAUUUAGUGAAGAGUAAUCGCGCGCGUUGCCACGGCCCUUCUGUACGGCAGGUAAACGCGAAACAACUGCAAUGCGGCACGUAGUUAAAAGCCCAGAGCUCCGCUUUACGUGCGAGCAGGACUUCGUUCCGACCUCUAAAUUCCCGCAGCCACCUAGGUGACCGGACAGGACAGACGGCUCCGCAGACAGCUCACUUUGGUUUCUCGGCAGAAACAUCCGCUUUUCCUUUGGCAGGUCGGUGGCCUUUCACGCAGCGUGGUACAGCUAGCUAUGCAAAAGCCUAGACGGCGCCUACGUCCCCGCCCAUGCGCCACGUCUUCGGACAUUGGUACUUAGGAUACGCGAGCGUUCGUACGAAGUUAAAGCUGACGCGCGGAAAGUUGUGACUGCGUCGUUGUAGCCAGCGCCUUCGCUCAGCGGGCCUCACUGUCCCCAUCGCCGAUGUUAUCCGCGAAGCCAGUUCGGUCGAAGCCUGAACUGGCAACAAAACCGGGUUUCGCACGAAGUCGGGGCCCAUUGCAACGUCCGGUCGUCUUCAAGGAAGGUUGCAGAUUUGCGCACCUGCUACCUUCGUUACUGGGAAGCUGAUAACGGGUUUUGCGUGCAGCUCGUCGAUGUUGUAUCCUGGGCCAGCGACAACAAAAUACGCGAUUUCAGCUCUACCUAAACGGCAGGUAUACGACUGGGAGACCUUGGCAGCCGUUCAGGUAUGGCUCCGGCACUUUCAGAAGGAAAACUGGCUGUUGGCGCAGUAAACUUUGUCGAGCCGGCGUUAUGGCCAGCUACACGCGACCGCAGUUCGCAACCUUUCGAGCGUCGAAAAUUCGGGUGUGUGCUAAUCGGGCUCCUCGAGAGGGAUCCGGCAAGAUGGGCGGACUCUCUCUCCCGCGGGGAGCGAGACCAUAUGGCAGCGGCCCUUUCUGUUCCGCUAUUCUGCAGUGCCUCUCUCUGUCUCUCUGAGACGAUUCAAAUCAUUCCUACGCUUCGGGCGCUCCUUUCACUUGUUUAUCGGGCGUGUGCAGGCCAGCCACACGUGGGGGGGCGUUCGUCAAGCGCUUCUCAUUCGCGUUAUCUUUUUUCCCCUGUGUGCCGUGUGUAUGCGGGCAACCCUCAAACUCCGCCAAACCAGGCAGGAUCGGCGGUGCCUGGAUUGUUUUUUUCUUCUUUGUAUUGUACGGCGCCGGCUUGCAACUCACUCUUGUAGAGAGGUGCAUGGUGUCGUUCUGGCAAUGUAGAUGAAGACGUUUAUGGGAGAAGAAACAAAAAAAAAAACACUGUUGUUGCAUUGUUCGUUCUCUAUCGUUUGUUGUUUUUUACACACUGUUACGCGUGUACUGUCAUCAUUAUUUACUCCUCCCUCGAGUAUCUGUAAACCUUUAACUAAACUGUGUAUCCUCGAAACCCCCCCAAAAAAAACUCAACAAGAGAAAUGAAACUCAGCCUCUCUCUCCUCGUCACCGUGUUGUGCACUCUAUAAUUACUUAGGUAUAUAAAUAUAUAUGUAUAAAUAUUAUGUAUAUGUUUACAUAAUGCAUAUAUGUACAUGUUGAUGUGUGCGCAUGUGUGCGUGUUUCCGUUUAUGCGUUUGUCUUCGCGUGAUAUAUAAAUAUGUGUGUAAAUAAAUCCUAGCUUAUUCCAUGCCGCUGCCCUGCCCCCUUCGACGGGGGAAUGAGGCAGCGAGGAAUAUGGAACAGCGCGGACGCUUCGCUCGGGUUCCAAGCGAGCUCCGUGACGGGUCACGCAAGCGCAAGUGUGUUAACAGUUUUACCGGAAAAGGAUCUUGAGCGCUUCUAUAACUACACAAAUAACCAGAAUGCUAGCGACGUCGAAAAGAGAAAGAAAGCCAGUUUGCACCUGCACGCCUUUAUUGGUGGCGGGUCGCCAUUUGUGACUGCGGAGCCCCGUUGGUGACUGGGCCUCAAACGGGCUCGUGGUGGGCCUUAAUAGUUGCACUGUCUGUAAUCCUUCAGCCCGUAGCUGUACAUAUAACAAAGAAUAGGUGCGCUACGUUUCAAAACGCAAUUCCGUUGCGGACAACGGUCAUGACGUUUCUUACGAUGCUUUCUCGAAUCUCUUCUCGCGUACCUGAUGGCCUUAUACUUUUGAUUGGCGUGGAAAAGAAUCCCGUUCGCUUGGCUGUCAGGCUGGGCAUACCUUAUGAUGAGUUCUGUGAGCCAAACAGGAAAAGAACACAGGUGCAGAAUAAACAAAAAAGAAACUGAUGCGAGCUUGGAAAUAGGUUGACAACGCUUCUGGAGGCAGGCUGCUGCUGCUGAGAGAUGAGCUCUCCGCAGGGGUUGUCGACGCGCCUUGGUUCACGAAAUGCUUUCUGGUGGUUCUUGCGUGCUCAAGCGCAGAUGUGUCCCAAACACUGCCAACGCAUUUAGGCAAAACAAACUGACGUGCUUUAUCGCAGUUCUCUUUUUUGUAAACGUGUCUGCGAACGUGGACGAGAAUGACCCGUUUGGGUUCGGUUGAGAACGACAAGGCUGCCACUAUAUACAUAGGCUAAGACGACGUCACCCCGUUCGCGUAUGUAUCCUGUGAGCGAUCGUAUAGUCUGGAAGAGUGUCUGGUGUGUAUCGAUAGACGGAGUGCGUCAUUUACGAGGCUCUGCUUCGGCAUGUAUUGAAGCAAAGAGAGAGUGUGCUAAGCGAAUGUAAAGGCCUCGGACUCUGUCACGUCAAAAGUGGUUUUUCGUCACCUCACCUAUAGUUAGCGACAGGUUGUCGUCAUAAAGCGGCAAACGCACGGGGCGAAGCGUUCCCUUGGUGACGUAAAUGUUCCAAAUUAUUCACCGUAUUUCGCAGCCCGCACCUUAGAACAGUGGGGAACAUCGCACCGAAGAACUGACCGCGACAGCUGACAGAGGGUUUCAGAAUAGAGGAGACGUACUAGUAGAGACGACACCGCGGAACGGGAAGCUAACCGGCAGCUCUGCUGGCGACAUCUUGCGACACACAGCGGUCAACCAUAACGCGCUGGGAGUAUUCUCUUGUUCGGAAAACAUAAUUUACAAACACACUUUCGUCAUUCUUGUCUACGUGGACGAGUUUACGCCAACUGUUAAGCGUAUAGCAGUUGGUCACUUCAAUCGAAUUACAACGCCGAUUCUGUCAAACAAAACUUCACAAGAUGUCGUUAGUAUCGCUGUUACUCGCUUCCAGGCCUUCCGGUACCCAGGUGACCGUUGAGCUACCACGUCUCAGCUGUGCUAAAUCUGUCUGAUAUCUUGAAAAAAGCACCGCGCAUGUUGUAAUGACGAGACACAUAGCCAUAGACCCCUACAUGCACAAGAGAGCAUGCAUGUUGUCUCAGUGGAGACGAAAGAAAGACGAAUUGAAAGAAAUUCAAUGUAACAGCAGGAAACACGCACAAAGUUCACUUGGAGGAAUUAAGAGUGUACCCUUUCGCGUAUGUAUGCGACGAGUAUAAAAUUCUUCGGAUUUUUUUUUUUGUAUUUGUAUCGCCGCUUCAUAUCUUUGUAUUCCAACAUUAGCGCUUUAGUAUCACCCACCAUUACAGAUAGGCGCUCACGAAUUUUGAUAGUCUAAAAUUAUCCUUCAUGCAUCGGUGCUUUCUGGGAUCUGCCCGCGCAAAAGGCGGUCGCCUCAGAAACUUUGCAGCAAUGCAAUGGGCGCAUUAAGCUAGAAUUUGCUUUUAUUUUUUACUUUUAGUGACGCACAUAUUAUAACGACAUACACAUUGCCUAAAUCUGAUCACACUAGCGUUAUAGAACCACGUGGCGAUAGCUAACUUCUAUCAGUGUUGCUGGCGUAUGCAGAAAUUUCACAGCAAUGUCAUCUCGAGCGUUACAAAAGCUCAUCGCACAGUAGGAAUGUAAAUUGCAAAUCGGCUGUCUCUUUGAACAAAAAUAUUUUUCAUAAGUGACCUUCUGGAGAUAAUGCAUUAGACAGUUUAAAUAAAGUUGCCAUUGUCGUCUAAUCGUACACAUCACUUGACAGGUCAGUAAAAGUUUAUGGGCGUUUCAGAGUUCCAAUGUUGGUACUGACACGUUUGGUCGAUCGUUGAAUUACAAGCGAACAUCUCCAAACCAAAACCAAGACUCGAUAAUGAUGUCGUACGCUAUCCCUCAUGAGGUUGUCACUUACUGCUUUAUCAUCAUGUUUUUGAAAAUAAUGUGAUGGUGGUUGUAUUUGGGGGCCCAAAAAGAGGGCUUUGAGAAAUUUUCGAAUUUUCAUUCCCCUCUGCCGGCUUAACGCUUGUCGCAUUCAAGAAUUGAAGCUGUUGAGGUGUAUGUUUUUCAAGAAGAGCUGCCUUAGCACAUAAAUAGUUUCAUCCGUUUCCUUCAGUAUUUACGCGCAACUGAACUAACGGCAUGAAUUAUUCUAGAGUGUACUGAAGGGAAGCCAAACGAAAUGUAUUGGAUACUCAUGUCAUGGGAGUGUAUUGACAUGGGUAAGGAUUUCCGUGGGUUAAGAACGGGCCCUCUGCGAGAAAUCGAACUCUAGAGCGGUGUACUAUGUGUAUGUGCCCAUAAGCGUUGGUGUUCAAGCUUGCACGUAGCCAAAACGUAAUUGGUCGUAGGAAAAAAACUUAGGCCACGACAAUUUCUAGUAAAUGAAAAAAAUAACUUCUACCAAAUUGCAGUUGAGGCCAGAAGUGACAGCGCCCAGGUGAGCGGGCCGCCUUUCCAUGAAGGCAUCGUGAUUUUGAAAACUUUCGUCAAGGCCUCAUUUGUAGGCAUGUUCUUUUCGAAGACCUUGUUGCUGUCGUUGUUGUAUUUCAGUUUACGUGGCUACUUUUUUACUGGCAUUGGUAGGAAGGAGGGAACGUCAAGUCUAGGGGCGCUCCGAAUGGGACGUCACAGUGUAUGUGAAACUACGAAACUAUAGCCUACUUCAGCUAACGCUUGCGAAAUUAAGGAAAUAAGCAGGGACAGAAGAGACAGGGAGACGCACGUAAUGGGACGUUUUCUUAUGUCUCUUCUUUUGUCACUGGAAAAAAAUUAUUUUGCGUUACUUCUACCUAGAAAAAAUUCUGUAGGCUGUAGUGAGGUGGUUCUACUUGUGAGCUGCUUUCGACGGUAGGCCGCCACGCUUCUGUACUCCAUCUCGCAAGUCGUUUGCAGCGCUGCCGGAGGUACCAAGCGUACACAGGAAAUAUCGUUCCGCAGCGUAAUAUAGUUCCGGGCGUAAAUGUCUGAUUAAUGACAGGAUUAGGGUGUUAUGUUUUCGCUUGGCACAAGAGUUUGUUACAGCGAUACGACACGUGUUAGGACAUUUGCGCGUGCACGUAGUAUACCUCGAAUUCAGCAGCCGCUGAGCAGACGACGCGGCGCGGAUGAACACAUCUCGAGGGGCGUUCGGCCUUCUCAUUGGCUAAGGAGUCCUGCAGCUUCCACAGCGCCGCCAACGACUUGCAAGAGGGAGUAUAAGUGAACGUAGCGCUUCGGCGCAUUUGAAGUCCCUUCAAGCGUGACUGCUCGUCCCGAUCACUUUCUGUCAAAAUUUUGUUGCACGUAUGGCCGGGGAAUAGGUGUUAAGCAGGUUUAGAGGUGUUUUUGUUGGAUGUACAUGGGCAACACUUAAAGACCUUUUUUUUGUAUUCUUGUGGUGGCAGCAGGACGUUACGUGACACUGUCAGUAGCAGCAGUGACGGACGUGUUGUCCUGCGAUACGUUAAAACAUGAAACACAUACAAAAUGGAAGAGCGAGCGCUUAAUGAGAACUAACGAUCUCAGCCGUUUGAGUACAUUACAUCUAGAGCGCGCCCCAGUCAUUGCACGGAAUGGGCGUGCCGACAGCAAUACCUUUUUUUCUUUCUUCCCCGAACUCCUCAGUGUUAGUACACCAAUGACAGCCGGUGCAGCGGUGGAUGUCGCUCCCUCGACUGCACCUUUCAUGUUCGCUUGCUGUGUACGCAUGUAAGUUUCGCCGCAGAAGGUGUGGCGAGAUGCGCGUGUUUUUUUCUGUGUGUGAUUGGCGCCUGACGCUGUGUGUGUCUGUCUAUCUGUCUCUCUCCCUCUCUCUACCGCUCUAUCACUCGCUAUCGCUUUCUAUUUCACUCUCCAACAGCUCUGUCGCGUGCUGACUGUUCCCGAGGAGAGUGCAUAUGCUAUGUCUGAGAAAACAAAAAUUGAGGGCAUUAAAAGCAAAUCGUUUCAUCGCCAGCACAGUUCUGCUGUUUAUUAUUUUUUCUUCGAGAGGGUGUGGCGGAGAUCUGCCAUGACUGAAACCUUGGUGUUCAAAUAAAUAUCUUCUUACGUAAGUUCCACAGAAGGUCAAUUCGCAAUUCAGUGCUACAUAUGAGAACGGUGAACAAGGUGUCGUUCUCAAUUGUCGGGUUUAGACACUCCGACCACUGCCGCUCGAAAUAAAUUGAACAUUUUUUUUUUUGCACUGUAGAACAAGUGGUGCUGCAUCAUCAGUCACACUGUUGUGAAGUAAGGAAAACUUUAAAAAUUUAGCGAAGGGUUAAAUUCUCACAGAAUUCAAUGUGCAUUAGAAGCUUGCAUUGUACAUAUUCUAUCACGAAAAGCAUAAGCAGGCAAGUUAUUUAUCGCAGUACUGUAACCUCGACGUAUCGUUUCUUUUUGGGUGUCUUCUUUUAUUUCAUUUCCGGUAGUUCUUCGAACGAUGUAGUCGACGUGCUAAAUAAAUAAUAAAUAUCUGCCUCGAGUA